Messenger RNA from Oikopleura dioica, 1932 nucleotides. Lineage: Eukaryota; Metazoa; Chordata; Appendicularia; Copelata; Oikopleuridae. The record is from the annotation of a GenBank genome assembly.
AUGAGCACUGAAGGUAAAAAACUGGAUGAAGGGAAAGGAGAAGGAAAGUCCCGGAAAGAUGCGAAGCCAUGUCAUGAUGAGGCUCAGAAGAUCAUCGACUAUCUCCAGAAGAAGUAUAACUACCACCAUUUGCCGUACGGAUCGUCCGCCGACGAUGGUCACCAGACGAUCUUGACAAAGUGCAAGAACUUGCAGAAAGAGAUUCUCUCCGUCUGCAGAAGAAUCAAGCGAGCGAAUCGCUCUUCAAAGUCCUUGCUCGACGUGCUCAACAACGAGGACGAAUCCAUCUGCCUUGUUAUCAAAAGGAACCAGGAUGGUAGAAUUCAAGUCGAUGGAAGAAAAGUCUGGCCCCAUGCGUUUAUGUUUCAUCUUUACGCGCUCUUCAUCAAGGGGGACAACACCCGUGAGCAAUGUGGAAAUCAUUCUGAGUUGCGAACGAAGGAAAACUUGAAAACUCCAUGCAGCUACCCUUUUGCGGCGGAAUGGGCGAACGGAGAAAAUCUGCUUUGCAUCAACCCUUUCCAUUACGAAGAAAAACUAAAGAUUGAAGUAAACUCGCUGGUUAAGCGAACACCACUCACGAAAGGUCCUCCUUCGCGGCCGUCAACAGCCUCGUCGGUGAGAACCGAAGCUUCAGGAAACUCUUUGAUGAUAGACUCUAAUUGUCUUGAGAAGCUUUCGCUCUCCAAGAAUCUGUGGGAAGUGCCUAACAGACGCGAGCGCAAAUUCGGCGAUGAUGAGCUGAAGAACGCCAAGGGUAUCAUCAAAUUCGAAGAGACAGUCUCGAAGGCACACGAGAAAAGAAACAUGCACAACACGAGAAGCAGAAGUCCUAGACAGGGACGACGCAACCCAGCAUGUGUGACUGAUUGUGAGCUGAUCAAGCUUUCUUUGCAGCCUGUAAACACGGUCAAUGAAGUGAAAAGUCAGCUAGAAGACUUCUCUUUCAUGGAAAACGCAUUCAAUGACGUCCAGGUUGGAGAUGUCGGUGACGUAGCCGGGCUGCAACAGAUAGAAGAUCAGUUAGGGCUUCAGCCUACGAAUGCAAACCAGAACGGUAGCCACGAUAAUUCGGAGUACUCAAUGGUGACACACCCAAUUGUGCUUCGCGAGGCAGCGGAGAAACCUUGGUGCAACGUUUCCGUGUACGAGUGCAACAACAAAAUCGAGGUCUACUCAACGGCGAAGACUCAGCUCGGUGUCGAGUACAAGGCGGCCGAUGUAAAUAGAUACGCCAAGAAGGAGACUCUCAAGGGCAAGGACGCUGCCCAAACGGAUAUUUUCGACUUGUCCAGCAUCUCCAAUGUAAAUAGAAGUACAGACACUUGGGACCUGUUGGAAAAGCUUCAACGAGGCUUGACACUUGUCUAUGACCGAGAGAAGCGCAUCGUCAGUUGCCACAACAAUUGCAAGAACCUGAAGAUAUACGUUCUCUCCUACCUUAUGAAUGUAGAAUGUGGAAAACACGAGCAAUCACUGAUCCAAGUAGGCCCAGGUGCGUCUCGUGUCGUUUAUGACGGCUACCAACUUGCGAAGACGAUCGAAGGCGUCAACUCGACCACACAAAAUGAUUUGCAAAAGUGGGCUCUCAUCAGUCAAUACGCGAAUUACUUUACUGUUUUCCGCAUAUCUUUCCAACCAUGGGGUCCGGAAUACACGAAGAAGCGUCUUACUGACUGCGAUCUGUGGUUGGAAAUAUUCAUGCGUGAAUACCUUGACUGGAUAAACCAGAUCGAGCACCACUAUGAAUACGUCGUUCACGAUGCCGCAUAUGAUUCUCCAGAAACGACCCCUCAAUAUGACCAGAUUCAAAAUUACGCGCCGGUACAAUCACCCGACCCGACCCUACAGCCGGUGCAAUCUCCCAUGUCUCAACACCCUAUGUCACCGUAUAACAUGGCCAUGUCGCCUAACAACUUGCCUCUUCAGUGA